This is a messenger RNA of Hevea brasiliensis (rubber tree), 1294 nucleotides long. RefSeq lists its product as uncharacterized. Lineage: Eukaryota; Viridiplantae; Streptophyta; Magnoliopsida; Malpighiales; Euphorbiaceae. Gene Ontology annotation, molecular function: lipase activity. The transcript is spliced from 11 exons. The record is from RefSeq and is a predicted model, not a curated record. Gene Ontology annotation, biological process: lipid storage. Bases 467 to 1198 code for a protein of 243 amino acids. Gene Ontology annotation, cellular component: lipid droplet.
AGCCAUCCCAGCUGACUUCACCAAGGAUGACUCCAACUACAGACCAAUCAUUAGAGGGAGACUGAGGCAGCCGAAGGAGAGGCUAAACAUGUGGAACCUGAAGCACAAAGGGGAGACCAAUAAGCUCCUCAAUGAUGACCAUCAAGGUCACCCAAUAAAAGGAUUCACCCCAUCAGCAACAAGAGAGUUGAGUCGCACACUGCCUGAGGAAUCUCCCGGCGAGGACCAAUACCGGAUAAACCGGGAAAUGGCAUGGCAAAAAUACGAGCUUCUCAAUCUCCUCUAGCUCCACCUGGUGAUGCCCAAAUAGCCAGCCGACAAGGAACACUCCGUUACUUCAGAGCAAGAGAAUCACCCUACCAUCACGAGGGGAAGCAUCACCACCGUACUUAUGUUCUCUAAACCAACAUGUAGAGAUAUGGAAGUCAGAACUCAGAGGCAUUAGCCAUUAGCAGAACAGGAGCUGAUGCUUAGGUCCUUUGGUCUCUUCUGCUGCUCCAGCUUAAUUCAUCUCUUUCCAGUCAAGGAGUAUAGAGCUAGGUGUGUGAGGAGCGAUAUGAGUUGCCAGAAAUUAGUUCCCAAUAUUAGAAGACCUGUGAUUUCCCGUUUGUGCAAUGUGUCCGGUCACACAUCUGAAUUGCUGGAGAUUCGUGCUGAUGAUCUGAAGUUGCAUGUUUUGUUCAUCCCUGGAAAUCCUGGCGUUAUUGCAUUCUACAAGGACUUUUUGGAAUCUCUAUAUGAGCGGCUUGGAGGAGUUGCAUCCAUAACAGCUAUUGGACACAUUUCUCACACAAAAAAGGACUGGGAGCAUGGAAGGUUGUUCUCAAUCCAAGAACAGAUUGAUCAUAAGGUAGACUUCAUCAGACAUGAAUUGCAAAUUACUGAGGUUCCUAUAAUACUGGUUGGGCACUCUAUUGGUUCAUAUAUAUCCAUUGAAGUGCUGAGGAGGUCUCAGAAGAAGGUAAUAUAUUGUAUAGCACUAUAUCCAUUUUUAAGAUUAAACCCAAAGUCAACAUGGCAGCCUAUUGUUGGGAGGAUUUCAGCGUCCUCAAUCAUCUCUACUUUAGUUAGUUUCAUUAUAGCAUUGUUGGGGCUGCUACCUAAAUGGGCUUUAACAUUGAUUGUGUUAAAGUCCAUUGGGAGAUCAUGGUCUGCAACUGCUGUUGAGGCUGCUUGUAGUCGGUUGCUGCAGGUGUAGUAUUAUUUUAUUUCUGGUUCCUAGAUAAAAGUGCUGGCUUUGUGUGUUGUAGAUGUAUUUGUAGACACCAUAUUUUGUCCGGAUCGAUAAGAAAUA